AUUUUGGAAUUGAAAGUAAAUUUUCGGGUUUAAAUGCUAUGGAUAAGUCCAGUGCUUUGGAAUACAUCAACCAGAUGUUCCCGACAGAGGCAUCAUUAUCUGGUGUGGAGCCACUUAUGCAAAAGAUACACAGUGAGAUUCGUCGUGUGGAUGCAGGAAUAUUGGCAGCUGUUCGCCAACAGAGUAAUUCAGGAACCAAAGCCAAGGAAGAUCUUGCUGCAGCAACACACGCUGUACAGGAACUUAUGUACAAGAUACGAGAAAUAAAAACCAAGGCUGAGCAAAGCGAAACGAUGGUCCAGGAAAUCUGUCGUGACAUAAAAAAGCUGGACUUUGCGAAGAAGCACAUAACAACUACAAUUACUGCUCUUCAUCGUCUUACCAUGCUCGUCUCGGCUGUUGAGCAACUUCAAGUAAUGGCUUCAAAACGCCAGUAUAAGGAGGCAGCUGCACAGUUGGAGGCGGUAAACCAGUUAUGUGGCCACUUUGAAGCCUACAGGGAUGUCCCAAAGAUAACUGAGCUGAGAGAGAAGUUCAAGAACAUCAAACAAAUACUCAAGUCUCACGUAUUCUCUGACUUCGCGAGCUUAGGUACAGGGAAAGAGACAGAAGAAGCCAAUUUACUGCAGCACUUAUCGGAUGCUUGCUUGGUUGUUGAUGCUUUGGAGCCAUCUGUGAGGGAAGAGUUAGUAAAAAACUUUUGCAGCAAGGAACUUACUUCGUAUCGACAAAUUUUUGAAGGGGCAGAGCUGGCAAAAUUGGACAAAACUGAACGGAGGUAUGCAUGGAUCAAGCGACGGCUGCGAACUAACGAGGAAAUAUGGAAAAUCUUUCCACCGGCAUGGCAUGUUGCCUAUUUGCUCUGUAUCCAGUUUUGCAAGCUGACAAGGACACAACUUGUGGAGAUCCUUGAUAAUCUCAAGGAAAAGCCAGAUGUUGGAACAUUAUUGACGGCAUUACAGAGGACUCUUGAAUUUGAGGAGGAAUUGGCUGAGAAGUUUAGUGGAGGGAUGGUUGGCUCUCGAAAUAGAGAAGGUGGGAGCAGUAUGGAAGAGGUGGAUAAAGGGGAGGGUAACAGCCAAUCUGUCUCAGAUAUUCGAAAGAAGUAUGAAAAGAAGCUUGCAGUGCACCAUGGGAGUGGGACUGAAUCAGAAAAGGACAACCAAAAAGAUCUGUCUGUGCCUGGAGCUGGGUUCAACUUUCGUGGAAUCAUUUCAUCUUGUUUUGAAUCACACUUGACAGUAUAUGUAGAACUGGAGGAAAAAACUCUGAUGGAGAGCUUGGAUAAACUUCUUCAGGAGGAAACCUGGGAUCCUGAGGAGGGAAGUCAGAACAAUAUUUUGUCAAGUAGCAUGCAGUUAUUUUUGAUAAUCAGGAGAAGCUUAAAGAGAUGCAGCGCUUUGACGAAGAAUCAGACUUUAUUUAACUUGUUCAAGGUAUUUCAAAGAAUUCUCAAAUCAUACGCGUCAAAAUUAUUUGCUAGAUUACCAAAGGGUGGAGCGGGGUUUGUUGCAGCUGCCACUGGCACGGAUGGACAGAUCAAGACUUCUGACAAGGAUGAGAGGGUGAUUUGCUAUAUCGUGAAUACUGCAGAAUAUUGCCAUAAAACGGCUGGUGAGUUGGCUGAAAAUGUUUCAAAAAUGAUUGAUUCUCAGUUUGCGGAGAAGGUUGAUAUGUCAGAAGUGCAGGACGAGUUCUCAGUGGUGAUCACAAAAGCAUUGAUUACAUUAGUGCACGGUCUAGAAACUAAAUUUGAUGCUGAAAUGGCUGCAAUGACACGUGUUCCAUGGGGUACUCUUGAAAGUGUUGGUGACCAAUCAGAGUACGUCAAUGGUAUAAAUUCAAUUCUUUCCAGUAGUAUUCCUGUUCUUGGAAGUCUGCUAUCUCCCAUCUACUUCCAGUUUUUUCUUGACAAGCUAGCAGCUUCUCUUGGCCCUCGCUUCUACCUCAACAUUUACAAAUGCAAACAAAUAUCAGAAACAGGUGCACAACAGAUGCUGCUGGACACUCAAGCUGUAAAGACAAUUCUGUUGGACAUUCCUGCACUUGGAAGACAGGCAUCGGGUGCUGCCGGCUACUCAAAAUUUGUCAGCCGUGAAAUGAGCAAGGCUGAAGCUCUUUUAAAGGUUAUUUUGUCACCCAUCGAUUCUGUGGGUGAUACGUACCGAGCACUGCUUCCUGAGGGGACACCUUCGGAAUUCCAGCGGAUACUUGAGCUAAAGGGCUUGAAGAAAGCAGACCAGCAAACUAUACUGGAUGAUUUCAACAAGCACGGGUCAGGAAUCAAGCACCCAUCAACGGUCCCAUCAGUCGUCGUGCCAUCGGCGCCAAUGGUCAUAACUGCUCCCAUUACGUCCACCCCAAAUACCACUGGAGCGAUAUCGAGAGAGGAUGUGCUCACUCGGGCAGCCGCUCUUGGCCGUGGUGCUGCCACGACUGGAUUCAAGAGGUUCCUCGCUCUAACGGAGGCUGCAAAAGAUCGCAAGGAUGGGCCUUUCCGGAAGCUAUUCAACCCAUGAAACAGGUUUAACAUGCAAGUCUUUUGUAUUUUUUUUUUUCCUUUUUUCAAAAGAUAGUCUUUGCAUCCAUCUUUUUAACAGAUGAGAACAAAAAAAGAAAAGAAAAAAAAAAAGCCUAAUGAGGUUGUGGGUUGCGGCUGUAAUUCCAAAUAGUAAGAGUCUGAAUGACUCUCUUUGAUUUGUUCAUCUAUUUCCUAGUUUUGGGAGCAAGACAGAAGAAAUUUGAAGUUUUCAAGAAACAGCUCUUCUUCUU
Molecule: messenger RNA, 2772 nt
Organism: Magnolia sinica
Lineage: Eukaryota; Viridiplantae; Streptophyta; Magnoliopsida; Magnoliales; Magnoliaceae
Product: vacuolar protein sorting-associated protein 53 A
Exons: 24
Coding region: 39-2519 (826 amino acids)
Biological process (GO): retrograde transport, endosome to Golgi
Cellular component (GO): GARP complex
Source: RefSeq, a predicted model, not a curated record